UCUUUGCAACCCUACCCAUUAUUUCAGAUUCAGUCUCGAAAUAAAUACCAAUUUAAUUAGAAUUUCAUUUGUUUUUUACAAAAAUCACUGCAUAACUAAAAUUUUAACAGCAGUGUUUAAUUAAAAGGUGGAGAAUGUCGAUUUCACCAUACUUUCGUUCUCCGUUUACGGAUAUCACUGGUGGCAUGGUAUCGCAUCAGAUGUUAGGCAAUUGUCAGAAACAGGAGAUGCGCUACAUGGACUGCCUUGAAGCUUAUGGCCUUGACCGUGGACGGGUCAAAUGUGGGGAGCUAUUUGAUGACUUCCAUGAAUGCCAAACAAAAACUAAACAAUUUAAGAGAUUUGUGGCUAUAAGAAAAGAAAGAGAGAGACAGAUUGCUGAAGGAAAACUUAAAGGAGAUGAAAAAUUCUUAAGCCCAAGGGUUGACAGUUUCUAAACCAUGUUGCGAUUGUGUAGAUAUAAUUAUGUGUAUCAUAAAUAAAAAAACAAUAUAGGAUUUAUCAAUUA
Vanessa atalanta (red admiral) is the source of this 508-nucleotide messenger RNA. It is a transcript of the gene ND-15, whose product is annotated as NADH dehydrogenase [ubiquinone] iron-sulfur protein 5. Bases 135 to 437 code for a protein of 100 amino acids. The record is from RefSeq and is a predicted model, not a curated record. The transcript has 3 exons. NCBI's taxonomy places the organism in Eukaryota, Metazoa, Arthropoda, Insecta, Lepidoptera, Nymphalidae.